Molecule: messenger RNA, 1035 nt
Organism: Impatiens glandulifera
Lineage: Eukaryota; Viridiplantae; Streptophyta; Magnoliopsida; Ericales; Balsaminaceae
Exons: 6
Coding region: 331-1035 (234 amino acids)
Molecular function (GO): polysaccharide binding
Source: RefSeq, a predicted model, not a curated record
ACAUCCAAAGAAGCCUUACUUGCAAACCGCAAUGGGUUGGAAGAGAAGCAAACAAAGUUGCCCAUUUUAUUUGAUUUCAUUGCAAGAUUGGUUCCUUUGGUCAUUUUCCCUUUCCCUUGAGCUCUUUGCUCAUUGCUAAUUUUUUUCACUCUAAAUUGGUAACAAUUAUACUAAUAAAUUAGUACAAAUAAAGAGUUAAUAACUUACAAGUUUUAUUUAUCCACAUAGAAUCUAAUCUUAACACUAAGAAAUUGAAAAAAGUUUGUAUUUCAGCUAAAAUCACAUUGAAAGGUCUAAUCUGAUAUGAUGUAAGUGUGAUAUCAAAGGUUAAUGAAUGCAUGUAGGCUUUGUUUCAUUUUUAUUCCUAGUUAUAUCAAACAUAAUAAAGAGGCGUCAUCAAUGUCGUGCAUUGCUGACACAAAUUACCUCUCAGAAUCUUCAAAGGGCAUAGAAGAGGCAAGCCAAGUCAACAUUGCAGCUGGAAGCUACAUUCUUUGUGGGGAAUCAUCCAAGCAACACUUGGCUUCUUUAGUGGAAUUGGGAGACGAUACUGAUAGGUGUGUAUCGUUUCUUGGCUUUUCUUCUUCUCGCCAGGUUCAGGGGGAAAGAAGAACAAGAAACUCUUUUGGGUUCCGGCUAUUGCGCCUUGAUUUCAGUUAUCAUCUCGACAGACAGCUUGUGUUUAUGGUUUUUGUGCUGACAAGAAAAAGUGUCCAAAUUGUGGGGCCAUCACAGGGAAUCAAUCCUUGGCCUCUCCAUAAAAGCAAACAUUUAUUUGUGGGUUUCAGGAUUGGUUUGUUGUAUGUUUUCGAAUUAGUAGCUGCUGAGAGCCAGUUCUGCAACAGGACAUGCGGGGAAAUAUCAAUUCCGUACCCAUUCGGUACCACUGAAGGAUGCUAUUUAGCGAACGACACCUACCAUACUGAAUCCUUCCAUUUGACAUGCAAGGACAAUGGCGGUUUGUAUUGGGGGACUAAAGGCAGAAUCCAAAUCAGCGAAAUCAAUGUCUCUGCUGGAAGUGUCAAAAAUUUUUGA